AUGGCCUCCGCAGCGCUGAUCGACUCGGACAUGGAGCCCACGCUCCAGCCAAUCCUCGACCAGAAGACGCUUCGCUGGAUAUUUGUUGGCGGCAAGGGUGGUGUAGGAAAGACAACAACAUCAUGCUCUCUCGCUAUACAGCUCGCAAAACACCGCAAGUCGGUCCUCCUCAUCUCCACCGACCCAGCGCACAACCUGUCAGAUGCCUUCAACCAGAAGUUUGGCAAGGACGCGCGACUCAUCAACGGCUUCGACAACCUGAGCGCCAUGGAGAUUGACCCCAACGGCAGUAUACAAGACCUACUAGCAGGUGGUGGAGAGAGCGGAGAGGAUGCCAUGGCAGGACUCGGUGGGAUGGGCAACAUGAUGCAGGAUUUGGCUUUCAGCAUCCCCGGUGUAGACGAGGCCAUGUCUUUCGCCGAAGUCCUCAAGCAGGUCAAGUCCAUGUCAUACGAAGUCAUCAUCUUCGACACCGCACCUACCGGUCACACACUCCGCUUCCUCCAAUUCCCCACAGUUAUGGAGAAGGCGCUCUCCAAGGUCUCACAACUCUCGCGCCAAUUUGGGCCUAUGCUGAACAGCUUCCUGGGCGGUGGCGGCAGACUGCCAAAUGGACAAAACAUUGAUGAGCUGGUUGAGAAGAUGGAGGCACUGCGCGGAACCAUUUCAGAGGUCAACGGGCAGUUCAAGGAUGCAGACCUCACGACAUUUGUCUGUGUCUGCAUUCCGGAAUUCUUGAGCUUGUACGAGACGGAGCGCAUGAUUCAGGAACUCAACAGCUACGAGAUCGACACGCACUCAAUUGUUGUCAAUCAGCUGCUCUUCCCCAAGCAGGACAACCCAUGCGAGCAGUGCAACGCACGAAGAAAGAUGCAGAAGAAGUACUUGGAACAGAUCGAGGAGCUGUACGACGAGUUCAACGUUGUCAAGAUGCCGCUGCUGGUCGAAGAGGUGCGAGGAAAGGAGAAACUAGAAAAGUAA
Molecule: messenger RNA, 981 nt
Organism: Parastagonospora nodorum SN15
Lineage: Eukaryota; Fungi; Ascomycota; Dothideomycetes; Pleosporales; Phaeosphaeriaceae
Exons: 2
Coding region: 1-981 (326 amino acids)
Biological process (GO): post-translational protein targeting to endoplasmic reticulum membrane
Cellular component (GO): GET complex
Molecular function (GO): ATP hydrolysis activity; ATP binding
Source: RefSeq, a predicted model, not a curated record